CACAGCACAGGCGUGCCCACACUCUCUCCUCUCACUUCCCAACCCAAACCCCUGCACCUCUCCCUCCAAACCGAAUCAAACACAAGCAUCCAAAGAGCCGCUGCCACCCACGCACUCUCUUCGCCUAGCCGCGCCGGUCUCCAUGGCCGCCGUCGCCCCCGAUGCCGGAGAGUGGUCCGCCGCUGCGCGGCUCCGCCUCGUGUGGCGCGUCGUGCGGGCGGCGGAGCUCCUAGCCCUGUCCGUCGUCCUCUCCCGCUCCUUCCUCCACCUCCCCUACGCCGCGUCUGCGGCCUCCUCUGCCCUCCGCCUCGCCGCCUCACUCCUCCUCCACCCGCGCUCCAUCUUCGUCAUCGCCAACGCCAUCGUGUUCCUCCUCUACGUCUUCUCGCGCCGCGACCCGUCGUCCUCUUCCUCUGCCUCCGACCAGGACGCCCAGGACCAGUUCCUUUCCUUCACCGCCACACCGCUCCUGUCGCCAUCGACCACAGAGGCGCCGGCUCUGGCGCCCGAGACGGACGCGGUGUUCGAGGACAAGCAGGCGGUGCACGUGACGGUGCGCGCCCCGCGGCGGAGCAGGUCGGAGAAAAUCGGCGCCGGAAAGCAUGGCGGGAGGAGGAGGGCGGGAUCGCCUGAUAUGCGUCGGUCUGAUUCGGAGAACGGCCAGAGGCGGCGGUCGACCUCGUCGGCGGCCCCAGAGGAAUGCGGUGCGGAGGACGAGAAGGAGGAGUUCCGGAGGGCAGUCGAGGCGUUCAUCGCCAAGCAGCAGACGCGGUUUCACCGCGAGGAGUCAUUUGUCUUGGUCGCCGGCGCCGGAGACGAUGCUCAGGCGAUCACCGUAGCUGUGAAGUGACGAGGGAGUUGGCAACAGUGAGCGCGGGGAGGGUGACGAGUGUGAAAGGAUGGAUCGGUGUGCAAAGAAUUUGUUGGUGCCUUGUUUAGUGUACAAGUUUUGCCUUUUUGCUUCUUGUCUUUCUAGCAUCUGAAUAUGUUUCUUUUCUCCA
Triticum dicoccoides is the source of this 1001-nucleotide messenger RNA. RefSeq lists its product as uncharacterized. NCBI's taxonomy places the organism in Eukaryota, Viridiplantae, Streptophyta, Magnoliopsida, Poales, Poaceae. The transcript has a single exon. The coding region runs from base 143 to 850 and encodes 235 amino acids. The record is from RefSeq and is a predicted model, not a curated record.